AUGAAAAAGGAUUUACUAGCUCGAGAAAUAGUUUUAGAUGAAAAAUCAUUAGAAAAGAUAAGAGAUAAAUGGUACAUAAAAUUAUUCGAUAUAAGAAUACCGGAAAUGCAAGAUAAUUUAAGGCACAUUCUCCACUACAUGGAAAAAUUAAUAGAAACUCACAAUUUUAGAAAAUUAUUAUUCGAAGAGGAAAGAAGUACAUUUGAUGAAAUGUACGUUAAUCAAGCUCAAAGUCAAAGUAUUUAUUUGAAGAGGAUGGAAGAUUUGCAUAAGAGUUUUUUAGAAAGCGUAGAUGAGAAAAAAAAAAAUUCCACCGAAGAAUUUACUCAAAUCGAUAACGAAGAAUCAAUUAUAUGUGAAAAUAUGAAAUCUAUGCUUUUUUUAAUGGAACAAAAUAAAAAUCAAAAAGAAGAUCAAAUGAAUUGUGAAAUGUUUUUAAAAAUCGAUGAUGAAAAGAGUAAAAACACUGAAAGACUUGAAAAUUUACGAGGGACGAUGGAAAAAAGAAUGGAAAAAAAAUGGGAAGAUAUUGGUAACACGAUAAGAAAUUAUAAUUUAUUAACGCAAAAAAGGAGAAAAGAAUAUACUGUAUUAAAAACUAAAGAUGAUGCGGAUUCAAAAAUAAUUACAGAACAAACUAAAAAAAUACAAAAAAUGUCUGAAUUAAAAGAAAUUCGAAUUAAAGGAGAAAGAAUUUUAACUUUAUUUAGAAUAUGUAGAAAAUUUGAAACGGAAAUAGAAAAAAUAAGACCGGUUGGUGAUACUCUUCAUUUAUUAAAAACAACCGAAAUGCAAGAUAAAAGAAAAACUCAUCUAGAAGAAAAAAAUAUCGAUCAAACUGGGAAUUAUAUUGAAAGAUUUUGA
This is a messenger RNA of Pediculus humanus corporis (human body louse), 864 nucleotides long. RefSeq lists its product as uncharacterized. The record is from RefSeq and is a predicted model, not a curated record. The transcript has 7 exons. Bases 1 to 864 code for a protein of 287 amino acids. NCBI's taxonomy places the organism in Eukaryota, Metazoa, Arthropoda, Insecta, Psocodea, Pediculidae.